CGGCGCGGCAGCUCACGGGACGCGACGGUGGCGCCAAAUGUUUAAACGGGAUCCCGGAAGGGCCCCGCCCACCGCCGCCGCCGCCGGCGGCCAAUGGGCGGGGCGGGGCCGGGCCGUUGGGCGGUGGGCGCGCGCGGGCCGAGAGGCGGGAGGCGGGAGGAGCGCGGCGGGAAGCGGCCGGGGUGGCGCCACCCGCCCGGCACCGGGGUCCCCGCUAACGCGCCGCUGGCUGCCCCGGUCCCGCAGAACCGGUGGGCCGUGCGAUGCGGAGCGCCGCGGAAGGACCGGCGACCGACGGCUCCUGAGGCUUCGCGCCGGCGGGAGGAUGCAGCAGGCGGGCCGGGAGAUGGGCACCGGCGACAAGGAAAAUCACCCUCCCGAGCUGUGCAGAAGCGCCUUGCGAACGCCACUGAAGCAAGGAGCUGCCUCGCCUUCGGUGCUGGCAGAGAUACAGCCCGGCUGUCAGCCACUCGCCACCCCCCCGAAACCCCAAGAACUCCUGCCCACCGAGCCAUGGACGCCCACUGCCAACCUGAAAAUGCUGAUCAGCGCAGCUAGCCCCGAGAUCAGGAGCAGGGAGCGGCGGAGGGAACUGUCAAACACUGCAAGGCAGAUUCUACAGGCAAAACACUGUUUGCCGGAGCACUUACCAGGAGAUGAAUAUGAAAAAUCUCAACCGAGUCGCAAAGAGAAAAGCCUAGGAUUACUGUGUCAUAAAUUCUUAGCUCGAUAUACUGAUCACGCCAGUGCUGCAGCAGAUAAUUUCAUUUGCCUUGAUGAAGUAGCUGAAGAGCUUAAUGUCGAACGUCGACGCAUAUAUGAUAUCGUGAACGUGCUAGAGAGCCUACACAUGGUGAGCCGCCUCGCCAAAAACAAAUACGCUUGGCACGGGCGACAUAAUCUCUCCAAAACCCUGCAGGCGUUGAAAAGAGUUGGAGAAGAGAACAAAUACACACAGCAAAUACAGAUGAUCAAGAAAAGAGAGUAUGAGCAUGAAUUUGAUCUCAGCGGUGAAAGAAACGAAGAAAUGGCAAGAUCGUUUGGCUCAAAUGACCACUCAGAAAUGUCUUUUGUUGAGCUCCCAGGAAUGGAAUUUCGUGCUGCAUCAGUGAACAGCAGGAAAGACAAGUCUUUACGAGUGAUGAGUCAGAAAUUUGUGAUGCUGUUUCUUGUAUCGACUCCUAAAAUAGUAAGCCUUGAAGUUGCCGCUAAAAUCUUGAUUGGAGAAGACCAGUUAGAAGACUUAGAUAAAAGCAAGUUUAAAACCAAAAUUAGGAGACUUUAUGACAUAGCAAAUGUUCUCAGUAGCCUUGAGCUUAUCAAGAAAGUUCAUGUUACAGAGGAGAGAGGAAGAAAACCAGCAUUCAAGUGGACAGGACCUGAGAUCUUGCCAAAUAUUCAGGAUACAAAACUUGAACCAGUUUCUAUGACCCCACCUAUGUCAGAAUCCAUCCCUUCCAAAGAGCAGUGUUCAAAAAACCUCUUUCCUUCAAAAGGAAAGCAAAACUUCACUCGACAUCCAUCUCUAAUAAAGUUAGUUAAAAGUAUAGAAAAUGACAGAAGAAAGAUCCAGUCCGCUCCGACCAGUCCAGUUAAAAUAAGCCCAAGUAUGGAUCAAAAUUUAUCAGCCUUCCCAAGUAAAAUGGCUCAGCUUCCAGCAGUCGCUAAACAUCAGCUGGAAGGACAAUCAAAGAAAGCAACAGAGAUGAAGUUGUCAAGACCAGCUUUGCAAUGUAGUCUGUCCUCACCUGCGGUAGCCCCCAGCCACGAACCUCCUUGCAUGGCAGCCCCCUCUCAGCAGCCAGCUCUCACGCAGCUGCUCGGUGUCUGUCCUCCAAGCCACAGCUCUGUCUCACCAGUAAUACUACCUCACGCUCCUUCUGGUGUUUCAUAUGCAAUAUAUCUGCACCCUUCCCAAGCCCACACUGUGACAACGUACAGCCCCAGUAUCAUGUUGCAGCCUCUACCGUGUGCUAAUGUAACUGGAAUUAAUUCAGAGGUACUACAUCAAAUAACCACUGAGGGAAGGGACAAUCAGAUAGCUGCACGUGAUCCAACAAAGUCCUUGACAGCUAAAGAAAGACCGAGUACAAAAUCACAAACUUCUUCACAGCGGUGCCUUAAAAGAUCACAAGCAUUACCAGAGAAUAAUUUAAUUAAGAGAUAUAGAAGCGAUGAGGAAAGUCUUGAUACUUCUCUGGGAGUAUCCAUGAAAAAUGAAAGACCAUCUUCCAGUAGCUCACAAACGAAUUACAAAAUGGACAAUGUCCAGGAAGAGAGACAGAACAAAACUGAAACGUUAGAUCAAAACAUGGCAAGUUGCUAUGACCAGUGUAAAAGAGAAGAUGUUCUGGAAGGAGAGGACAAAAGCCAAACUAAACAAGACAUACCUGUAACACUUGCCAUUCCUGCUCACGAGACUUUUUUUCCAUCUGGUUAUCUUAUUCCUCUUACUCAGUGCACCCAGGGCAACAAGGCAGGCUUUCUUAACAAAGAGAAAGCUGGGAUAUGCUCAGUGCAGCACACUAGCUACAGCUCACCCAUUACCGGUGUUAUUCCAGUGCCAGCGUCUGAACUGAAAGCAGUUAACAUUCCUGCUUUUCACGUAACACCCUUGAAUAUAAUGCUGUCACCAACUUCUAUAGCUGCUGCACCUGUACUGAGCAACUCCUGUCUCAAUUCGAGUAAUACCUGCCCUGCCCAAAGUCCAAGGUCGUCAGUUCUGAACUUCACGCUGCAGCAUGUAGGACUAAUACCUGCUGGUGUGCAAGUUCCUGCAAAUCCUGUUCUUCAGCACGUGCCAGUCUCUUCACAACCAAAAAGUGUUAGCCAUGGCUCAGAAAACACAAACUUGCAGGAAGAAGAGCCUUCUAUUCCAAAGGAAUCCCACGAGCCCCAAAGAGUUACAGAGAACUUUUUCCGCACACCGGGAGGGCCAAACACAGUGUCUUCACCAUCUGCAAAUUCAGAUGGCGCCAAUCAAGUCUCUCAAGGAACUCUGUAUAUUCCUCAAAGAAGACUUGAAGUGUCAGAAGACUAAUUUGGGAAUAUCAAAUUGCUGAAUGUUGUCAGCAGCCAUAAUUACUGAUAUCACACUGCACACAUCUUGGAUUGUAUGAUGAACAGUGUGUGCUCUGGACAUUAUUGGCAAGAUCUCUAUACUGGAAUAUCCUUUAUUAAUUGCUUUAGAAUUAAAACUGGCUCUUAAGGAGAAAUUUUAUGUCUAAUAAUUUUUACAAAAGGUUUACCUGAAGUAUUGUAGCAACAAAGUUAUGUAUCCAGUGGUUUUUUGUGUUGCUUUUAUACUAUGCAAAGUAAGCUGAAAUUGUCUUUGUACAGAAAGGUACAGUCUAUCAGUCAGUACAUGUUUUGCACAAAGAAAAGUACUGUGAGUGUGUACAUAUUUUAUGUCUUAACAAAAAGGCCACAGUUAAAAUGUCUUGCUUCUAUGUUCAGUAAUGCUCUUUUGUAAAGUUAGUUAAAAAAAAAACCCAAAACCAAAAAAUUAAUUCUUAAUCAAGUUUUAUAUAAGUUAAGAAUUAUUUAUACUGUAUUUUUAAAUCAAUUUGUUCAGAUUAAACUUAACAUUAAACUCAAA
Messenger RNA from Falco peregrinus (peregrine falcon), 3598 nucleotides. It is a transcript of the gene E2F8, whose product is annotated as E2F transcription factor 8. Lineage: Eukaryota; Metazoa; Chordata; Aves; Falconiformes; Falconidae. Gene Ontology annotation, cellular component: RNA polymerase II transcription regulator complex. Bases 38 to 3040 code for a protein of 1000 amino acids. The record is from RefSeq and is a predicted model, not a curated record. Gene Ontology annotation, molecular function: RNA polymerase II cis-regulatory region sequence-specific DNA binding; DNA-binding transcription factor activity, RNA polymerase II-specific. Gene Ontology annotation, biological process: regulation of transcription by RNA polymerase II. The transcript is spliced from 13 exons.